Molecule: messenger RNA, 4601 nt
Organism: Melospiza georgiana
Lineage: Eukaryota; Metazoa; Chordata; Aves; Passeriformes; Passerellidae
Gene: ZBTB35
Product: zinc finger protein 131
Exons: 7
Coding region: 1407-3158 (583 amino acids)
Biological process (GO): regulation of transcription by RNA polymerase II
Cellular component (GO): nucleus
Molecular function (GO): RNA polymerase II cis-regulatory region sequence-specific DNA binding; DNA-binding transcription factor activity, RNA polymerase II-specific; protein binding
Source: RefSeq, a predicted model, not a curated record
ACCCCCUGAUCCCAAAGAAGAGGGAGCAUGUGGACUAAUUAGCACGGGGAGCAAGAAAAUCAUUAACCAGUAGAAGAGAGAAUGCUAAUUAAUUACAGAACUAUGUUACUUGUAACCAAUGAACACUAAUCCUUUUGCUUGCUAAAAUGUAUAAUUAGCAAAAAGUGUUUAUAGUUGGGUACUUGAUUUGUGGAAUUGCACGGGGCACCCAGGCUUGCGCAACUCUGAAAUCGCUAAUCUGUGUCCCCUCGAAUGUGUGUAGUUAUUGCCUCUUUGCACACUAGGUAAUGAAUCUGACUUUUGUGGGCAGUGUUUCUGGGGUUGAUAGCAUAGCAGUAACAGGUAGGGCUGGACUUUCCUAAGUAGUUGCUUCUGCUCUACUUAUUGUCUUGGCAAAACAACUUCAUGGGUGACUUUUUUCUGAGACAAGAAGUGUGUUUUGUGGUGUAAAUAGGAACUCCGUAAUUCUUAUUUUCUGCAGCAUUCAAAGUGUAAGCCACAUUAGUGUGGGAGUUGAAAAUGAGCAUUGCUUCAUGGAUCUGAAAUAAUUUUGCCCGGAGGUAAAUUUUUUUUGUGAAAAAUUUGUGAAGUGCUUUCGUUGAAGCACUUGGAUGUUCUGCUGAGGUUCUUCUGCAUAUGGAGCAGACUACUGUCUGCAUUUCAUCCACAGGCACUGAGUUCUGCUAGACCUCUCCAGGUCUGAGAUCCUCUGCAACUCCCACCCCCAGCUAUGUUCAUUGUGUUAGUAAGGGAGGAAGGGCUGCCUCACUACAAGCAUUAUACAUCAAAAGGCUGGCAAAGAAUAUUUCACUUUACAGAGGAAGAAGUGUAAGUAGGAUGGAUGAAUAAGCUUGAGAGCAGAUUAAAUCCCUGGCAGUUGUCAUGCACUCAGACAAUAAAAAUUGCUGCUCUAUUACAUCCCUAUUAUAGGAAGUAAACAACUUGUGUUCAUGAGCUGCAAAGUGUGACUUAAAUAAAAGUUUAAAGAUAAAGUUUAAGGAACUUAACCCAUUGGAUUGGUAGGAUUGCAAGAACUGUAUGAAGAUUCUGAGAUUAUGCUGCAGUGGUGUUGAAUGAGUAGCUGUGGAGAUGUUGCAUCCCUGUAGUAUUUGCUUUGAGGGUGGUGGAUCCCUGCUGAAUCUGUAGGAUAAAGAAAUACCCACUUUGGUUGUUUCUUCAUGUGUCCAAAUAAGAAUAUUCCACUUCCUUAACUGUGCCAUUUCCUACCUGUCAACUAACACUGGAUAAAAAAGCAAGCAAGACAGUUUUUCCAUUGGUUUUAAAGUCCUGGCCAAGUGCUAGUUAGUUCACAUUUGUAUAAUAACCUGACUCUGCGCAGUAUUUACUGACUGGCACAGUAUUCUUUCUCUCAUACUACAUUUGUUUUGCAGACCAGGCCUUUUGCCAUGGAAGCUGAGGAAACGAUGGAAUGUAUCCAGGAAUUCCCUGAGCACUAUAAAGUUAUUUUGGAUAGGCUGAAUGAGCAACGUGAGCAGGACCAGUUUACAGAUAUCACUCUGAUCGUCGAUGGUCACCAUUUUAAAGCUCAUAAGGCAGUUCUUGCUGCCUGUAGCCAGUUCUUCCACAAAUUCUUCCAAGAUUUCACUCAGGAGCCUUUGGUGGAGAUUGAAGGUGUAAGUAACAUGGCAUUUCGUCACCUAAUUGAGUUCACCUAUACAGCAAAGCUAAUGGUACAGGGUGAGGAAGAAGCAAAUGAUGUUUGGAAAGCUGCAGAGUAUCUACAGAUGCUAGAAGCAAUCAAAGCACUUGAAAUCAGGAACAAAGAAAAUUCAUCACCCUUAGAAUCAAAUGAAGCACAAGGUAAAAAUAAACCAAAAAAGAGGAAGAUUGCUGAAACCUCUAAUGUUAUCACAGAAACACUGCCAUCUGCAGAAUCAGAGCCUGUUGAAAUUGAGGUGGAGAUUGCUGAAGGGACGAUGAAAGUGGAGGAUGACAGCAUUGAAACUCUUGAAGAAGUAGCUUCUGCAGAGCAAUCCAUAAAGUACAUACAGACAACAGGUACAUCAGAUGAAUCUGCUUUGGCUCUUUUGGCAGAUAUCACCAGCAAGUAUCGUCAGGGAGAGAGAAAAUGCCAGAUGCAAGAAGAAGGUGAUAGUGCAACUGACCCCUCGUGCAAACAGGAACACAUGAAAACACACUCUACUGAGAAUUACAAAUGUGACAUAUGCAAUAAAAGAUACCUACGAGAGAGUGCUUUGAAACAGCACCUCACCUGUUACCACCUUGAUGAAGGUGGUGCCAGCAAGAAGCAAAGACCUGGCAAGAAAAUACAUGUAUGCCAGUACUGUGACAAGCAGUUUGACCAUUUUGGGCAUUUUAAAGAGCACCUUCGGAAGCACACAGGUGAAAAACCCUUUGAAUGUCCAAACUGCCAUGAACGUUUUGCUCGGAAUAGCACACUGAAAUGUCACCUGACAGCCUGUCAGUCUGGAGCUGGUGCUAAAAAGGGAAGAAAGAAGCUGUAUGAAUGUCAGGUUUGUAACAGCGUAUUUAACAGCUGGGAUCAGUUCAAAGACCACUUGGUAAUACACACUGGUGACAAACCCAACCACUGCACCUUAUGUGAUCUGUGGUUUAUGCAAGGCAGUGAGCUGAGAAGGCAUCUCAAAGAAAUGCACAAUAUUUCAGAACUGUUAGUGACAGAAGAGGUUCUUCCAGUGGAAGCUAUGGAAGCUGAACCAGUAACGUCAAUGACUAUAAUAGAACAAGUUGAGCAAGUGCAUGUCCUACCAGUAAUUCAGGUACAAGUGGAUCCUGCACAGGUAACUGUGGAACAGAUGCACCAGGAUCUCAUACAUGACAAUCAAGUGAAAGGCACACAGAUGGAGGAACUACAGGAACAGGUGCAGAUUAGUUACCUGGAAGUUGAACACAUUCAGACUGAACAAGGUGCUGAAGUUCAUGUGGAGCAGUUACAUGUCGAGCAUGUAAAUCAAAUACAGAUGGAAGAAGUACAGGCAGAACUUAUAGAUGGAACAGACCUUGAACAAGUAGAAUAUCAAAGUGUUGAUCAAGGAGAAGCAGAAGAAAAGGAUCAUAAUCAAGCAGAUGAUGCAGAUAAGGAACAUCAUGAGCAAGCUGAAGACUUAAAAACACAACAAUUAGGGGAUACACAAAAUGCAAAAGUGGAUGAGUAGGACACAUAAUGACACUGCAGUUUUAAGAAUUAAAUACCAAAUUAUUUUUGUUAACUUUUACAUUGGUUUUUGAACAGUCACUGGUCACCUUUCCAAUAUGCUGUCCAUAAGGAGCUGGACAAGUGGACCAAAAUUAGCUUUCUUCAUGUACAAUUAAACUUCUCUUGUAAGUGAAAAAUACUUCCCCAUUCAUGUAGUGCCAUGAAACAGAAACUACCACAAGACAUGGACAACUUUGUGAGAUUUUUAGCAAUGAACAGCUUGUAUCAUUGUAUCAUCACACCAUUCCUGGGCUUAUGUAAAAAUAAUUUCACCUCUUUUCCUCUUGCAGUAGAGGCAAAGUCUUAUAUAAAUUUGCAGGAUGUCUGUGGCAGGAGAGUCAGUAAAAUCUGAGGGGUUCUGCUGUAAGUGGCAAUUACGUACCUGUGAAUUUUCAGAUCUUAACUUUCAGGCUGGGCUAAAAGCACUGUUGCUGGAGGUCUCUGAGCACAAAAGUCCUGUGCCUUUUCAACACUGAAUGGUUAAAUUUCCACAAAGUUUCUAGAGUUUUUGAGAACUUAGUUCUGUGAAAGGCAGUGUAGGUAAUGUUAUAGUGCUUUAUAUUUUUGCUUGAAAUUGCUGGUUACUGAUUUUCUUUUUGCAUUAAAUUUAGAGGCGGGGGGCUGAGGGAGGGAAGAGACUUCACUUAGAGGCAGCAGGACAUGCUAAAUGGGACACUUAAAAAUAGGAAGAGCUUGCUAUAGUCUGUGAUAAACAUGAUUUGGAAAAAAGCUACAAGCAGGUUCUUCUUGUAUAAAUAAUCAUUUUUGAAAAUGAAUAUGUUUUAAACAUAAACAGAGACUUGUCUAUAUGGUAUCAGGUUCUUGUUUUUUUUUUUUUUUAAUUAAAUUCUGACACUUGACAAAAAGAUGUGCUAAACAUAAAAGUAAAAGCCAUAGGUAUGAGUGCUAAACUGUGGAUUGAAAAGUAGAAAUGUAAAUAGUUUAAUCAAUAUUAGAAAAUAAAACAAUACCAACCAUUAAAUGUUGCAUUAUUUGUUUCAUCCAAUAUAUUAGAAACAACUGAAUGACUGGCAAUUAAGUGCCAAGUUCCAGUGUUAAGGAUCAAUCUCAUGUUUAAUAUGAUUAAUAGCUUUUUAUUGUAUAGUUAAAAUCUUUUAGAAAAUGCUUGUUUGGUCAAGGAUGUUAAGAAUGUCUUAAUUACUGCUGGAGGUUAGAGGUGCUCGAAACUCCUGAAGAAAUUUUUCUUCCAAAGCCUUAAAUUAAGGGAAGAAUUUUUGCAAGGACAGUCCCUACUCCUCUUCGUAAUACUGUACAUCUUAGUUAAAAUCAGGCUUUUCUAUUCUAUCUUCAAAUGCUGAACUGUUUCCUGGUAUUUGUGCUUUUAUUUAGUUUCAUUCAAUAUUAUUGUGUUUCAUCAUAGCCUUUGAGAAACUGUUGCAAA